AUAUUAUUAAUAUCCACAAUAACUUUAAUUAUUUUUUUAAUUACAAUCAUUGUAAUAAUAUUAGCUACAUUAUUAUCAAAAAAAACUUUAUUAGAUCGAGAAAAAUGUUCUCCAUUUGAAUGUGGAUUUGAUCCUAUAAAUUCUUCUCGACUACCUUUUUCUUUACGAUUUUUUUUAAUUGCAAUUAUUUUUUUAAUUUUUGAUGUAGAAAUUGCCUUAUUACUUCCUAUAAUUUUAAUUAUUAAAAUAUCUAAUUUAAUUAAUUGAACAAUUACUGCUUUAUUUUUUAUUUUUAUUUUAUUAAUUGGAUUAUAUCAUGAAUGAAAUCAAGGAGCAUUAGAAUGAAAUAAUUAA
Messenger RNA from Anopheles nili, 354 nucleotides. The record is from the annotation of a RefSeq genome assembly. Lineage: Eukaryota; Metazoa; Arthropoda; Insecta; Diptera; Culicidae.